This is a messenger RNA of Cuscuta epithymum, 1763 nucleotides long. The record is from the annotation of a GenBank genome assembly. NCBI's taxonomy places the organism in Eukaryota, Viridiplantae, Streptophyta, Magnoliopsida, Solanales, Convolvulaceae.
CUAUGCGAAUCGUUAGCAGGGCAGUGGUGAUCGGAAACGGCGUCGCCGGCGCAGAAAAUCAGUGCAUCGGUUUACUUCGAGCUCUCGGCCUAUCGCAUCGGCAUACUCUCUAUAGAGUUACUAGGCCUAGGGGAGGAAUUAAUGAGAGUCUUCGUUGGUUGCCGGUUUCGCUCCACAAAAAAACAGUGUAUGCAUUUAAUUGGAUUCUUAGGGAUUUACAGCCACAAUUUUGUAACAAAUGGAAUAAGGUGACUAAUUUCCCUGCCAAACAAACAGGGGUCUGCUUUGCACACGGGAAGCUUGAAUGGUACAUUGAGACAUUUGAAAUUUUGAACUUCACUUGUUUCAGUUAUACCAGAAGCUGAUGCUGAGCAUAUUGCAAAAGUGGCUCAUGAAACAUUCGAAAAGUAUGUGUGCAUCCUCUUUUCUUAGUCUUGCCAUUUAAGGGGUCAUUUGGUGGGAGGGAGUAACUUUUCCUUUCCCUGUGCAUUCCCCGGAAAGAGUUUCCUUUGUCUGGGAGGGGCCUAUGUUGGUGGUUGCAUCGGGGCGAGAUACAAUUUCCACUGCAUGUUCUGUAAAGCGGUUAGCACCAGAAAAUGUUUUUCUUGUUCAGAUUCAACACCCCAGGUCACAUCUGAAUUGGUUUGAUGUAGUCAUCACACCUCGACAUGAUUAUUAUCCACUCACACCUGAUGGACAAAAGCAGAUUCCCAAACUUAUUCGGAGGUGGAUAACACCUCAAAACCCUCCAGAAAAGCAUGUGGUAUAUGCUUUUUUUCAUUUUUCUCUUUUGCAAUAGAAUAGCUGCAAAACGGAGAUCUUUGCUUGCAAAGUUGCAAGUGUGUAAAGACCAUGUUUCCGGAGCCCUUUGCCCACAUAAAAAUAAAAAAGUGCAGGUCCUCACUAUAGGAGCCCUUCAUCAAAUUGAUUGCAGCUCACUGCAAAGUGCUGCUUCUGCCUGGCAUGAGGGAAUUGGACUACUGCCAAAACCAUUGCUUGUGGUAAACAUUGGAGGACCCACUUCCCAUUGUAAAUAUGGUGAAGACCUGGCAAAUGAGCUCACAUCGUCACUGCAAAAUGUUAUUCCAACUUGUGGAAGUGUCAGAAUUUCUUUUUCGCGUAGAACUCCCAAGAUGGUUGCAGAUCUUGUAGUGCUCAAACUAGGAAAUCAUCCUAAAGUUUACAUUUGGAAUGGGGAAGGUCCAAACCCACAUAUGGGACAUUUAGCUUUGGCAGAUGCUUUUGUCAUCACGGCUGACUCAAUUAGCAUGUUGAGUGAGGCCUGCAGUACAGGGAAGCCUGUUUAUGUGAUUGGAGCUGAGCGAUGUAGAUGGAAGUUUACAGAUUUCCACAAAUCCCUCAGAGAACGAUGCAUGGUACGGCCGUUCACAGGGAAAGAAAAUAUAUGUAAAGAAAGAUGGACAUAUUCUCCAUUGAAUGAUACCAAAGAGGCUGCGGGUGCGGUUAUAAGUGCGCUUGAAGAUCGUGGAUGGAGAUUGCAAUGACUGGUCCAUUGCUCAGAAAGACAGAAAUACUCAACAAUUCUUGACGGGCUGUAUUUUUUUCCUGUUAGGCCAUAAAUGUUUGAUACCCAAGUUCCAAGAUCAUACUCCUGUAUGAACUAUGAAUUAGAACUGAGAAGAUCUUUAUCCUUGCGACCCUAUUCUUGAAUCCACUUAUCCACCGUACUAAAUUUACCAACCAAAUUAUGGCACAAAACAUCUAAAAUGUCACACAAUUGGUACAAAGCAUUUAGAUACUUU